UGCAGAAUUUACCCCUUAGGAAGUCUUUUGGAACACAGCCUUUGACAUUAGCAGCUGUUAAAGCAAGUCUUCUUUAAAACAACCGACGUCUGAGAAUCAAUUAUAAGCAUUUGACUGUCAGCUAGUUUCAUAUCCCGUGCUACAAGUGUUUCGCAACCACACACACACACACACACACACACACACACACACACACACACACACACACACACACACACACACACACACAGCUAUGAGCUUUUUCGGCUUUGGCCAAAGCGCAGACAUCGACAUAGUGUUAAGCGACGCUGAGACGAGGAAAAAAGCCGAGCACAAGAGUGAAGAUGGCAAAAGGGAGAAAUAUUUCCUUUUCCUUGACGGUGAAACGGUGAGCGGUAAAGUCAACAUCACACUGAAAAACCCAGGGAGGAAACUUGAGCAUUAUGGCAUCAAGAUCGAAUUCUUCGGACAGAUCGAGUUGUAUUAUGACAGAGGGAACCACCAUGACUUUGUUUCCCUGGUUAAGGAUCUCGCGCGACCAGGAGAACUUUCCAACUCCCAGUCUUUCGACUUCGAGUUUUCUCAUGUGGAGAAACCAUACGAGUCAUACACCGGCCAGAAUGUGAAGCUAAGGUACUUACUUCGUGCGACGAUAAGCCGCAGAAUGACCAACAUCACCAAGGAAAUGGAAAUCGUAGUGCACACGCUGUGCACAUACCCCGAGUUAAACUCCUCUAUCAAGAUGGAGGUUGGCAUUGAAGACUGUCUGCAUAUUGAGUUUGAGUACAACAAAUCCAAAUAUCACUUAAAAGAUGUGAUUGUGGGGAAAAUCUACUUCCUUCUUGUGAGGAUAAAAAUAAAGCACAUGGAGAUUGAUAUAAUAAAGCGAGAGACGACGGGUACGGGACCAAGCGUCUAUCAUGAAAAUGAAACCAUUGCCAAAUACGAGAUUAUGGACGGAGCACCAGUGAGAGGCGAAUCGAUCCCCAUCCGGUUAUUUCUCGCUGGCUACGAGCUGACUCCCACCAUGAAAGACAUCAAUAAGAAGUACUCUGUCCGAUAUUAUCUGAACCUGGUCCUUAUAGACGAGGAGGAGAGACGCUACUUCAAACAGCAGGAAAUCACACUGUGGAGAAAAGGAGACAUCGUCAAGAGGAGUAUGUCCCAACAGGCCACCAUAGCAUCUCAGAGGUUUGAAGGAUCGAAAGCUGGCAGUGCUGUGGUUAAUGACAAUGUUCAGUGAAAUGCUAGUGGUUUAUAUUUUUAAAAAAAAAAAAACGUUCCUGAGGGCUCAGCAGCACAGGAGUUCGGGAUCGACGGGAAAGCAGAUCAUUCCCAAAUAUCAUCCAGGUGUUCAAUUUUUAGACCUGUACAUGUCGAUUGGUGAGAUUUCCAUCCAAACCUGUCGAUUAUAAAUAAGUAGCUAUCCAACAAAAGCUUUCUACUUAAAAAUAUCCGAUUUUUUUUGCAUCAUUCAAAAACAUUCCUUUAUCUUUCCGAUCAAAUCAAUACUAAUUAUUUUAACGUCGUGUUUAUUCUGGUAAAUGAGCCUCAAUUAAACACUGGGAGAAUUUUUUGUGUUGUUGUUGUCAGAGGUUGCUCUAUUUACAGUUAGCUUCUCCGUAAUCCAUUUGCACACAAUAUUAUUCUGUAUUCUUGGAAUCAGGGAAGAGGCAGUGCAGAAACGCUACAGACGUUCAUGCUGCGUUUAGCUAAAACUCCGAACUCGAGACUAAGGAAUACCAAAGAAAAUGGGAAACAUGGGUCGGUCUCCUGAACCCUAACAAAGUAGAUAAGUUGUACUUUGUGUGUAGUACAACCCAACUACUUUAUUAGUAGCAGCUAACCUGCUACUAAUAAAUAACAUGCACAGAGGUCAGAAAUGUUCCACCUUCCUGUUAAAUCAUACGCAGCAUCGACAACUCAUAAGAUCAAAUGUUUUUGAAUAUAUAUUUUCUUAUGGAUUUUUUCCUCUUUUAAAUUUCUACUACUUCUGUGUACCUGUAUGUGCUAAAAGUAUGUAUGUAGUCCAAAAGUAUUAGACAUGGACACUCCAUAUAGGUGUUUAGGAACAAUGGGGAAAAUAUGGGUCAUAUUUCUGAUGGGUGCUUUUUAUUUCUGAUGAACUCUUUAUUUCUCGAUCUUGCCAUUUAGCGUCGCUCAGGUCAAGCAAUCUUCCAUGUUUUGUGAUGGUGGAAAGCACUCUUGCACAAUGAGCCAUACUGUGAAUAAACUUUGCUAUCUUUGGGUCAAAUUAUUUGUCCAAAAAUAAAAACAAAGUGGGGUAGCAGAACAUAGUUGGAAGUUUAAUGGAUUGGAAAUGAUUUUUGGUUUGCAACAAAAGCUACAAAAGUUUACCAGCUUUUCUCUGUACAGGGUAACAGCUAAUAAACCAUAAGCAUUAAUCUUGGUGGUCAGUAUGGACUUCAAGAACAUUUGUGAAGAUCCAAGAUAUAACCUCUAAGGGUUUUUAUCCUCACAGGGGGUUUGUAUCCUCCAAACUCGAGAUAAAGUCAAAUUCCUCUGAAAAGAAAAAACAAGUCAGGAUCAUGUGUGAAUAACUGUAAACCAUCACUGUAAUUAUCACCAAAUAAAACUUCUAAGAAUGCCUUAUAUAAAUAAAUAUUUUGGACAUGUUC
This is a messenger RNA of Tachysurus fulvidraco (yellow catfish), 2618 nucleotides long. RefSeq names its product VPS26, retromer complex component B (gene vps26b). Gene Ontology annotation, biological process: intracellular protein transport; retrograde transport, endosome to Golgi. NCBI's taxonomy places the organism in Eukaryota, Metazoa, Chordata, Actinopteri, Siluriformes, Bagridae. Gene Ontology annotation, cellular component: retromer complex; endosome. Bases 233 to 1222 code for a protein of 329 amino acids. The record is from RefSeq and is a predicted model, not a curated record. The transcript is spliced from 7 exons.